CCAUGCCCUCGCAGCUGGCAGCCCCUCCAAGCAGUGCCGUCACAAGGCAGCAGACUGCAUCAAUGGUUAAGCCCGGGGGCAUUUGCUCUGCCGCAGGUUACUGGAAAGCAGUUUGUGGCAUCAUAGACAAUCACAGAAUGCUUUAUUUUACAAGACUCAUUUUGUUCUUGUUUUGCCUGAUGGUUCUUGUGGAGAGCAGAAAGCUCAAGCAGAGGAGAUGGACAGGGCAGCUGGAAAUGCCCAAGCCAAGUCACCUAUAUAAGAAGAACCUCGAUGUGACCAAAAUCCGAACAGGAAAACCUCAGCCGCUUCUCAGAGUGGACGACCAUGAUUUCACCAUGAGGCCCGCCUUUGGAGGCCCUGCCAUCCCGGUGGGCGUGGACGUGCAGGUGGAGAGCCUGGACAGCAUCUCGGAGGUGGACAUGGACUUCACCAUGACCCUGUACCUGCGGCAUUACUGGAAGGACGAGAGGCUGGCCUUCUCCAGCACCAGCAACAAGAGCAUGACCUUUGAUGGCCGGCUGGUAAAGAAGAUCUGGGUCCCUGACGUCUUCUUUGUUCACUCCAAAAGGUCAUUCAUCCACGACACCACCACCGACAACAUCAUGCUGAGGGUGUUCCCGGAUGGGCACGUGCUGUACAGCAUGAGGAUUACGGUCACUGCCAUGUGCAACAUGGACUUCAGCCACUUUCCCCUGGACUCCCAGACCUGUUCUUUGGAGCUGGAAAGCUAUGCCUAUACAGAUGAAGAUCUGAUGCUGUAUUGGAAGAAUGGGGAUGAGUCCCUGAAAACAGAUGAGAAGAUCUCCCUGUCUCAGUUUCUGAUUCAGAAAUUUCACACCACUUCCAGACUGGCCUUCUACAGCAGCACCGGCUGGUACAACCGUCUGUACAUUAACUUCACAUUGCGUCGCCACAUCUUCUUCUUCUUGCUCCAAACCUAUUUCCCUGCCACCCUGAUGGUCAUGCUGUCCUGGGUGUCCUUCUGGAUCGACCGCAGAGCAGUGCCCGCCAGAGUUUCACUGGGAAUCACCACGGUGCUGACCAUGUCCACCAUCAUCACAGGCGUGAACGCCUCCAUGCCCCGCGUCUCCUACAUCAAGGCCGUGGACAUCUACCUCUGGGUCAGCUUCGUGUUCGUGUUCCUCUCGGUGCUGGAGUACGCAGCCGUCAACUACCUGACCACCGUGCAGGAGCGGAAGGAACGGAAGCUGCAGGAGAAGGCAGGAGAAGUUUUCCCGGGCAUGUGUGAAAUGCCUCAGUCAAGAACCAUGAUGCUGGAUGGAAGCUACGGUGAGUCUGAGGCCAACAGCCUGGCCGGGUAUCCGAGAAACCAUAUCCUGACAGAAGAAGAAAGGCAAGACAAAAUAGUGGUCCACCUGGCCCUGAGCAAUGAAUCCAACUCCUCCAGGAAGAAGGGGCUUCUGAAGGGCCAGAUGGGUCUUCGCAUCUUCCAGAACACCCAUGCCAUCGACAAAUACUCCAGGUUGAUAUUCCCUGCCUCCUUCAUAUUUUUCAACUUAAUUUAUUGGUCAGUGUUUUCCUAGGGGCUCUGAGGCUGUGCCUGGGAAAGGGCAUAGACAUCUCUGGGGCCUGACUAGCCUUCCCCAUGUGGACCUGCUGACCACACUCCCCUCACCAGACAGAGAAGCGGCUCCCGGACCACCACGAGCAGUGCCCCAUCUCUCGGAGGAGCCAGGACCCCUCCAGCUGCACUUCCCCGGAGCUCACGGGAUUGCUCCUCAUUCAUGCUGUGCUCUGUGUCCCACUUCAUGCCUCGCUGGGACUGUCAUCUUCUGUUCUUGUGUUUGAACAGUUUCACGAGAGCACCCCUCCAAUAAAAAAGGACUCACAUGCCUCCCAGAUGUUCUGAGACCCUUAUGAAGCCUAGGAUUCAGUUGCAAAGGGGAAGGGAAAAAUGAAGGGCAAGCUUAGGGGCUUUCUGGAUAGGAGAUGGGAAAUUAGGAUUCAAAAUAGGUUUAAAACAUCUUUAAACCCGAACAACUGGAUUAAGUGCCUACUUAGGAAGGAAAAAAAGCUCAGAUUCCAAACACGAAAUGAUUUGACCUGUGUGAGUCUGGCAACUUGCAUGAUUUUGCAACAUGAGGGGA
Messenger RNA from Ceratotherium simum simum (southern white rhinoceros), 2111 nucleotides. NCBI's taxonomy places the organism in Eukaryota, Metazoa, Chordata, Mammalia, Perissodactyla, Rhinocerotidae. The record is from RefSeq and is a predicted model, not a curated record.